Molecule: messenger RNA, 619 nt
Organism: Teleopsis dalmanni
Lineage: Eukaryota; Metazoa; Arthropoda; Insecta; Diptera; Diopsidae
Exons: 2
Coding region: 47-619 (190 amino acids)
Source: RefSeq, a predicted model, not a curated record
UCUGCUAAACUACGUAGAAUUUCAUCAUCUGACAUUUGGCAAAGUAAUGAAAUUCAUAAGUUUGGUUAUCGUAGCAAUAGCCUGUUUUAUCCUAGUAUUGUCUAAAGAAAGUAAACGGGAAUGGAGUUAUGUGUUUUUGGGAAUCAAAGGAAACUCAACUAAUACUAGCUUGAUCGACACAAAAGGUAAAGCAGAGAGAAUUAGCCGUGGACUUUAUGGAAUAUCGGGAUAUCACACUAUGCAUAAGGAUGUGUUGGAUGAUAACUAUUUCGUGGAAGUGAAAAUUUACUGCAGUUUUCAGGGCAAUGAUAACUUGCAUUUAACUCCAUUUUAUGUGCCUCCUACGAAUGUGCUGGUUUAUGCAAAUGUCUAUUUUAAAAAAUAUUUGAUGCGUUCUACUUCAAAUUGUUCCAAUCUACCACUAUUUGGUGAUAAUGUCGAUAUUACCUAUGCCGAUAUUCCAUUGAACAUAACACUAAGUAGAUGCUUACUGAAUAUAUCCGAUUUUCCGAGUUUUGUGCAGAAAGGUUACUACCGAAUACUAACAUCCACGUAUCGCACAAAGCCACCAUUUGUGAACGCAUUUAUAAUGAUCGAUUUUAAAGUUGAUGGAAUUUAA